This is a messenger RNA of Leptopilina heterotoma, 345 nucleotides long. Its product is annotated as adhesive plaque matrix protein-like. Bases 1 to 345 code for a protein of 114 amino acids. The record is from RefSeq and is a predicted model, not a curated record. The transcript has 2 exons. NCBI's taxonomy places the organism in Eukaryota, Metazoa, Arthropoda, Insecta, Hymenoptera, Figitidae.
AUGAGUUUUUCCGACGCGGUAUUCAAACUCUACCAGAAAGAUGGGAGAAAGUUGCAGCUGCCAAUGGCUAAACCUUACGCACAAUACGCUCGAUUGUAUCAACAACAAACAAGAUAUCCACCGCAAGGAUUUUAUCUACAGCAAGCAUGCUAUCCAUCACAACAAUUCUUCCCUCAACAACAAAUGUCAUAUCCAACACAAACACCUUAUCAAACACCAUACGCACCACAAACACCUUAUCAACCACCUUACGCAUCACAAGCACUUUAUCAACCACUAUACGCGCCACAAACAUUUUACCAACCACCAUACGCACCUCAAACAACGUACUCCCCGAAUUAUUAG